AUGCUGGGAGGGAGUUCUAGCAUGAAUGCCGGCAUAUACACCCGAGGGAAUCACAAGGACUACGACAACUGGGCCGCCUUAGGGAAUCCCGGCUGGUCCUUCAGCGACCUCCUCCCGCUUUUCAUUAGGGCUGAGAACUUCCUCGUAAAAGAUAUCUCUCCUAGAGAUGCAUAUUAUCACGGGAAUGGCGGUCAUCGCGGAUAUUUCCCCGUGUCCCACGCCUACAAUUCUGAGCUCCUGCCGGCAUUCAUCCAAGCUGGGAGGAGCCUGGGUUUCCCAUAUAAUCACGACUACAACGGAGCCUCUCAGAACGGUUUCAGCAAAGUGCAAAUCGCGUCCGAGGAAGGAAUCCGGCACAGCACGGCCAAAGCGUAUCUGACGCCCGUGAGGCAUCGCAGGAACCUCCACGUCGUCCUCAACACCCGCGUCUCCAGAAUCGUGAUAGACGAGACGACGAAGACGGCGAAGGGGGUCGAGUACCUGACUGAAGGAGGUUCCACGCGCUUCGUAUCGGCGAGGAGGGAGGUGAUCCUGUCGGCUGGGGCCUUCGCGUCUCCUCAGAUCCUCAUGCUCUCCGGGAUCGGACCCAAAGCCGAAUUAAGGCGACAUGGGAUCCGCCCCAUCGUCGAUCUCCGAGUGGGCGAGAACAUGCAGAGCCACGCGGGUCCCGGCGGGCUCUCCUUCAGCAUCGAGAGGAACGCCGGCUUCGACGUCCCGCAGCUCUUCACGGCCCGCCUCGUUCCCACCACCCUCCAAUACAUCUCGAAGGGCGACGGACCGUUCUCGACCGCAUCCGGCUACGAGGGCAUCGCCUUCGUCAACACCUCCUACGAGCGCGACCCCGACUGGCCCGACAUCGAGCUCUUCUUCGGGACUCUCACGAUCGGCACCGACGGCGGGAUCUUCUACCGGCGAAGGCUCGGGCUCACGGAAGAGGUCUGGAAAUCGUACGGAGGUUUGCUACUUAAACCAGGUUUCGAGAUUUUCCCGUUCGUCAUGCGACCGAAGAGUCGGGGAAAGCUUUUGCUACGCAGUGCCAACGUCCUCGAUCACCCGAUGAUAAUUGGGAACUUUUUCAAGCACCCCGACGACGUCAGGAGAACAAUCGAAGCCAUUCGUUUGGUGCUGAAAUUGGGAGAACAACCAUCAUUCAAGAAAUUCGGAGCCAAAUUCUACAGCCGGCCCCUCCCAGGCUGCAGGCAUCUGAAACAGUUCACGGACAGAUACUGGGAAUGUCACAUGCGUCACUUCACUUAUCUGAUCUGGCACGAUGUCGGCACGUGCAAAAUGGGGCCUCCCACCGAUCCCGCGGCUGUGGUGGAUCCAACCCUAAGAGUUUACGGAGUGCGGAAAUUGAGGGUCGCAGAUGCAUCCAUCAUGCCGGUGAUCACCACGGGGCACCCGAUGGGAACCUGCAUCGUCAUCGGGGAGAAGGCCUCCGAUCUCAUCAAGUCAUUCCAUAAUCUGUGA
Molecule: messenger RNA, 1470 nt
Organism: Darwinula stevensoni
Lineage: Eukaryota; Metazoa; Arthropoda; Ostracoda; Podocopida; Darwinulidae
Source: the annotation of a GenBank genome assembly